Prunus armeniaca (apricot) is the source of this 249-nucleotide messenger RNA. The record is from the annotation of a GenBank genome assembly. Lineage: Eukaryota; Viridiplantae; Streptophyta; Magnoliopsida; Rosales; Rosaceae.
AUGGCAACUUAUUACAUUGGGGUGAAUAAUAUCAUCAAUCCUCACAGUUCUAAUGUUGUCAUCAUGCAGCACUUCAUCAACAAUCAGCACUUCUUCUUCGUCAACUUUGCAGCAAGACCACCAACAUUGCUUGAAGCUUCAACGACAUCUAAACGUCACCAUGGCAAAAACCACAAUAUUCUUGGCUUCAACGACAUCUGCUGGCCCAAGCAGAAAGGACCAUUAAUUGAUACUCUUGCAACCCAUUAG